Molecule: messenger RNA, 1225 nt
Organism: Nymphaea colorata (pocket water lily)
Lineage: Eukaryota; Viridiplantae; Streptophyta; Magnoliopsida; Nymphaeales; Nymphaeaceae
Exons: 3
Coding region: 1-951 (316 amino acids)
Molecular function (GO): UDP-glycosyltransferase activity
Source: RefSeq, a predicted model, not a curated record
AUGAACUUGGGGGCCAUAAUAGAGGCGAGUUUUAUGAAAGAAAUCUAUAUAAAGCAAGUAAAGCAGCUCCGUUGUCCACUAGAGGUCAAGAAAAAUGACUCACAUUCUCUUGAUCCAGAACAUGGCUACCGCUCUCUUGCCGACCAUCUCCUUUCCCUUGCUGCCUCCGGCCAGCCCAUCAACUGCGUAGUCUACAACUUUCUUCUUCCUUGGGUUGCUCAUGUUGCUUCGGAGCUCGACAUCCCUUCUACACUCCUCUGGAUCCAACCAAUCACCCUUCUUGCCAUCUACUACCACUUCUUGCACCUGUCCCCACAUCUCUUCCUUGAUGUUUAUAAGGAAAUCAAGGUCCCAGGACUGCCACUGUCUCUCAAUUCUGAUUCCCUGCCAUCUUUCCUCUUUCCUGACAAUCCCUUCGUCCUUUCGUUGCCUCUAAUCACAUGUUUCAAGGGAUCAAAGAGUCUAAAUAUUGGUGGGUUCUUGUCGAUUCCUUUGAAUCACUUGAAGUGGAGACUCUAUCUUCCCUGCCAGGUGGAAGUUCUGGCUCAUCCCUCUGUUGGCUGCUUUGUUACUCAUGCCGGGUGGAAUUCGACAUUGGAAGGCUUGGUCUGUGGAAAGCCAAUGCCGGUCCCCCUGCUAGCGCCGGGCGGUCGAGAGCUCCUCGGACUUGGGCCUGCCAGGUUGGCCGGUUGGCUUGGACUCCAUGGCGUUCCGCGCCUGCCUCCCGCCGCUCCGUGGGGUCGACCCACUCGUCGGCUGGACUCAGGUGCAGUGGGUACCUGUCUACCACGGCCGGUAACAGCUCGGCGAGAGGGAGAGGGGACUCUUCACUCCCCGGACUGCUCGGCGGCUCGUACAAGGACUGGUAGAUCUGAUGUACCUCGUCUGCUUGGGGCCAGUUGCGCGACGGCGUCUCAGGCCUAUUGGGGUAGCAAGGUGACGAUGUUGUAGUUUAAGCAGAUUAAUCAUCUGUAGCAGGGAAAAGCUGUUAACUGUCAACUUUGGAAAAUUUAUGAGAAAAUGUUGAUGUGACUACAAAUUUUUACAGUAUCAAAAAGUUGACCGAAUGAUUUAUAGGACAAAUGAUAUACACCAUUUUAUUCAGUUCAUCCUGAAUGUUAUAAUCCUAAACCAAUUUGAUGCACAAAAUUAGAACAUCAGGAGAAUAAAAACAACCCUCUCUUUUUGGCAUCACAUUAUAACAUGCAGCCCAGUUUACAUGAUC